CCUUAAAUAGUUUUUAGUUUUAUUUCAAUGUCUAACAUUCGCGUAAACAUAAGAAAUCAUUAUGCACUUUGGGAUGUUAAUAGUGAUUCCGUACUCGUUGAGCCUCUUAAAAACUGUUUCCAGGUGUUCCUUGUGCUCUUCCUCUGUUAAACUACUAAUCAAUACAUCAUCUACAAACGUGAAUACAAAGUCUAGAUCUUGAAAAACUAUAGCCAUGAAUUUUUUAAAUGUUUGCGCGGCAUUUCGCAUACCAAAAGUCAUUCUAGGGAAUUCAAAAAGACCGAAUGGUGUUAUAAUGGCAGUUUUCUCAAUAUCUUUUUCGGCUACCGGAAUGUAAUGAUAUGCUCAAUUUACAUCUAGUCUCCGAAAACACUUUUUUUCCCGACAACAUGUAAGUGAAAUCCAGAAUUCUAGGGAUUGGGUAUCUGUCGGGUUUUGUGAUAGAAUUGAGCCGUCUAUAGUCCCCACAAGGUCUUAUUUCCCCAUUUUUCUUGGGUACAAUAUGUAAUGGACUGGCCCAUGGGCUUUUCGAAGGCCGACGGAUCCCUAACUCCUGCGUAAUCCUAAAUUCGUCUUUCGCUUUUUUGUAUCUAUCAGGUGGUAAAGGUCUAGCUCUGGCAAAUACGGGUGGUCCCUUCGUCUCUAUAUGAUGGCACACAUUGUGUUUAGACGGUUCUUUAAAAUUAAUAGGCCUAGUAAUAUCAGGGUACUUGCAUAAUAUUUCAUGAUAUGGAUGAUUUUCGUCUACUGUCUUCACAGCGGAUUCCCUGGAAUUAAUUACCGAUGCAUGCAUACUUUUAAGUUUGUUACAUUAUCAACAAGUUUCCUAGACUUUAAGUCGACUAAUAAUCCAAAUUCGUUCAAAAAAUCUGCACCUAAACGUAGACCUGUGUUGGAAUCUGUGACGCUGAGGCGGUGAGAUGGCUGGACAGUGCGAGUCUCCGCCACGACUUACACUCCACCUAGUUUUCCGACUUCUUCUUCCACGCGCACGGUUGAAUACAUUUGCGAGCUUUCUUCUUGUAUCUGAAGUGGUAUGUACACAACCAAUCUGGAUCAUUCGGUGUACGCCUGUUGGUUCCACGCGAUGUUGAGCGACGUCCUCCAUAAUAACGAUUCCGUGAAAAGCUUCUCCCCCGUCUUCCGCACUGACAUUGAUAGUGACUUCUGCUAGGCUGUUCUCCUUGUUUUUUCUCUAUGUUUUCCAAUCUCGUACUUAAUUUGGACAACUCUGCUACUCUUGUGUUUGUACCUGUCUGUAGGUCUACUUCUGCCACUUGCAUGGGUCGUGUGGCUUCCAUAACGGUGUCUGCGGUGACCGCCAAACUAUCUAAAUUCUUUGUGUCGGAUACCGACAACACUGCUCUCGCUGCCGACCGAAGGUGAUUCUGCCAUAAGAUACGCAGUGUGUCGACCGGUAUUUUUGCUCGCGCCAGGUCACGCAUACGCCUAAGCAGCUGGGAAGGUUUCUGUUUUCUAGAAGUAUGGAUGAAUUAAUUCAUAUUUAUACAUCAUACAAAUUUAUAAUUUUUUUUUACAUGAACAUUUUUUACAUUUUAUAUUUUUUAUGUUCAUAUUUCCUUAAAAUUUUCGUUUUUAUAAAGCUAUGAGAAUAUAUGUUAUAUUGUGUUUUACAGUUUAUUUUUGUAACCAUAUUCGUGUUAAAGUAAACAUUAGCAUUCGUAAAAUUGUUUUUUUUCAAGCGCACGUGUUGCAGAUCACGUACUUUUUAUUUGGUUUAUAUUAUUAGAAUUUAGGUAUUGCGAAAUUUGCAUUUGGCACAGAACAUUGUAAACGUACGAAAAAUCAUUAGCAAUGACAUUUAAUUUUUGUUUGGAUGAAAGUAUAAAGCGGUACUCACAGCAGAAAUUUAUUCAUUUCGUUUUGAUUAUUAGUUUUUCACAAAAGUCUGAAUUUAUUAGCAUUCAUCAUGGGAUGGGGACAAAGUAAAAUUGAGGAUAGCAACAAGGUUGUAGUCCAAGCUCAAGCCAUAGACAAUCAAACUAGAGUAGAAUCCAAGUUAGACUAUUUAGCAAUUACAUCACUGGUUGGCGUAAUUUUACUAAUGUGCAUCAUUUUGUUUACUCUACGGCGGCAAUGUUUAAAAACCGCUAAAGGUUGGUUGAGAAACAAGUGGUAGCCAGCGCUGGACUAGAGCGACCCGUCGUAAGGGUACACAGUCCACACCGCAGCAGCAGCAGCAGCCAACCUACUGAAGUAUAGUGAGAUAGUUUGUGCUUAGUGCGAGUUUUUUUAACGCGUCGAUCGCGUUAAAGUAAACGUGUUAUUGUAUGGUAUUUGAUCAGCGCCGCCUAGUGUCAUAAAUGUAAAACAUAAUUUGUGAGUGCGAGAUUUGUUUAUGUUACACAGUCGAUAGCGACGAUCGAAUAUAUGAACGAGCGAGCAAAUUAACGCGCGUGAUCAGCGCUUUUGCGAGUGCGAGUUACAAAUUUUUGACGUUUGACAGUUCGAAUGGUUAAGUUUUCACUUACGCGGUGGUAAAGUUAUUCACAUAAGUUUUUACAGUGAGAGUGAAUUGUAAAACGUUGUACUUUAUAAGAAAUUUGUGAUAGCGGACUUGGAAAGUUGAAAAAGAAAUGGCAUCACGCUUUUUUUUUGCUUGGAGGAUGCUUUCGAGUGCUGGGGCACAAGAUGAACGGAAUAACAGUUCUAAACUUCGUGCAAGGGCCCGCAGUGCUUACAAUCCACUAAAUAAUCUCACGGAUACUGAAUUUAGAAAAAGGUAUCGCCUUUCCAAGAGGGAAUUUAAAUUUUUAUGCAAUGAGUUAAGACGCUUAACUAAUUUAAAAUCUUCUCAACGAGUUACAUUGGAAGUAAAGUUCCUUACAGCACUAUUUUUCUUUGCAACGGGAUCUUACCAGAGACCCGUGGGAGUAGCAAAAAAUGUUUCGCAAAAAAUGUGUAGUGUCUAUAUUGAAGAGGUAACUAAGGCCCUGACACACAAAAAUAUCAUACACAAAUACAUACAGUUUCCUAACACACCAACUGCAAGACAAGCAAUAAGUCAAAGAUUUUUUACCAAAUAUCAUGUGCCUGGGAUUAUUGGAUGCAUUGAUUGCAGUCAUUUUAAAAUAUUUGCACCACCUAAAGCAGAGGAACAUUGGUACUAUUGCCGUAAGCACUACCAUUCACUUAAUGUGCAAAUGGUGUGUGAUGAUGAGUAUAGAAUAAUAAAUGUAAAUGCGAAAUUUGGAGGGGCAAAUCACGACUCAUUUAUUUGGGAAAAUAGUGAUGUAAACAACUACAUGCAGACAUUGCACCAAAACGGGGAAACAGUCUGGCUUUUAGGUGACUCUGGAUAUCCACAACAGCCAUGGUUGAUGACUCCAAUUUUAGAUGCUGCUCCCAACUCUUUAGAGUCCAAUUACAACACAAAGCACAUGCAAGCUAGAGUUGUAAUUUAGAACACAUUUGGAAGACUAAAAAGAUGGCGAUGUUUAAAAAAGGACAGAACUCUGCAUUACAAGCCAUUAAAAUGUGCUCAAAUUAUACAGGCAUGUUGUGUGUUGCAUAACAUAGGUAUUAAUUUUGGAACAAUGGAAGAGGAAGAAGUCCUAGGAUUGGAGAAUGAUGAUCAAACCCAUGAGAUCAUAAUUAGGGAGACAGAUAGUAGAUUAACUACAGAUCUUAUCAGGGGAAGACUACUGAGAGACCAAUUAAUUAGAAGAUUGCACCGAUAAAAAUAAUUAUACAGAUAGUGUUGUAAUAUUUAAAUGGUUAAAUUUAUUCUAAGAAUGUUAGUCUUAAUAACAUAUUGCAAUUUCAACUAUUUUAGUGUGCUAUGUUUAAAUAUUUUAAUUAGGUAUUUACUAUUAGCUAGCUAGUCAUUCAAUCUAUAUUAAAUUAUUAUGUUUGUAUCAAUGGAAAUGUAUUAAAAAUAAAACUAUGUAUUUAAGACAA
Manduca sexta (tobacco hornworm) is the source of this 3921-nucleotide messenger RNA. Its product is annotated as putative nuclease HARBI1. NCBI's taxonomy places the organism in Eukaryota, Metazoa, Arthropoda, Insecta, Lepidoptera, Sphingidae. The record is from RefSeq and is a predicted model, not a curated record.